Molecule: messenger RNA, 1827 nt
Organism: Mesitornis unicolor (brown roatelo)
Lineage: Eukaryota; Metazoa; Chordata; Aves; Mesitornithiformes; Mesitornithidae
Gene: AMH
Product: anti-Mullerian hormone
Exons: 4
Coding region: 1-1827 (608 amino acids)
Biological process (GO): gonad development; Mullerian duct regression
Molecular function (GO): growth factor activity
Source: RefSeq, a predicted model, not a curated record
AUGAAGGCUGCUUUUAGGGUGCUUUUGCCAUGCCUGGUGCUGGUGCUUCCCACUGCAGCGCUCACAAGAAGGGGGAGCAUGGGGGAAAGGAUUUCCCCAAAGAAGCAACUGGAGCUGAGACCGUCAGAGGAGCUGGGACUUGAAGCAGAGGAGAGAAAGAGAGAAAAUGCAAGUUUGCAGGAAAGAGGGAGACCCAACUCAGCCGCAAGACCCAGGGUGACUGCUGCCGCUCGCCUCUUCGCUAAGCCUGAGCCAGGAGCCAAAUGCAUGCAGGGGAUAGGGGAGGAUGGGGGUAUUGGCUGGCCUGGCUCUAGCCUGCACCCAUGGCCUCUUGGGGGGCUGGAAGGGCCCGUCUGCAGGGUGAAAAUGGACCAGGAUGGGCUGACCCUGAGGCACCUGGAUGUUGUGGGUGUGCUCACCCAGUAUGAAAGCGCCUUCAUCAAGCUGCUGAGACAACACACCAGCUGGGACAGGAGCUCUCUCGAGACCUUCGGGCUCUGCCCAGCUGGUGGCAUGGGUGCUGCUCUUCAUCCCCUGAAGCACAUCCAGGCGCACGUGGUGGAGCCGGGGCAGGACCGUGUCCUCGUGCUGCACCUGGAGCAAGUGAAGUGGGAGACGCAGGCGAAGCUGUGGUUCAAGCUGGCUUUCCAGGCCGAGGUGGGCCGGUCGCUGGGAGAGCUGCGCGGGGCCGUGCUGCUCUUCUACCGUGCCUCCUUGCCCCCCACAGAGACCCAGCGGCUCCUUUUUGGCACAGAUGACAAGUGCUUCACCAGGAUGACCCCCGUGCUGCUCUUGCUGGCCCAGGCACAGCGGGAGGAGGAAGAGGAGGAGGAGGAGGAGGUGGCUCUGGCCCAAUCUUCCUACCUCUCUGCUGAUGGGGUGGUGGAUGUGGCUCCGUACCCACAGCUCAGCCCACCCCUGGCCGGGACUGAAGAGCUGCCAUUGCCCACCACCCUGAAUCACACCAAUGCGUCCUUCUCAGCACCUGGCAACAGCAGCCAAUUCCUGGGCAUCCUCACUCGCUUCAUCCGCCAGGUCCUGAGCCCCGACACCGAGCCUCCCACCCCACCCAGUGCCCACCACUGGUUGGACUUCCAGCUGAUGGAGACCCUCCCUCACCAGCUGCUCAACCUCUCAGAGGAGGCGGCACUGGAGCGACUGGUGCAGUCGGAGGAGCCCUCGGUGCUGCUCUUCCCCCAGGACAGCGGGGCCAUGCUGGAGCAGCACCUGGGGGACUGGCAGCCAGAGGGGACUGUGCUGCAGCUGCUGAUGGGCAAACUGGAGGCGGUGAUCCAGGAGCUGAGGGACAUCCCAGCUUUCCGAGCCAAUACGGGGCUUUUCCAACAUCUCCUGAGUUUCUGCUACUUCCCGCCAGGGCUGGGCGAGGAAAGAGGUGUCGAGCAGCCCUCAGGCUUGGGAAAGCUGCACGCUCUGCUGCUGCUGAAGGCGCUGCAGACGGUGCGGGUGCGCUGGCAGGAGCGCAGGAAGGUGCUGCGGCAGAACCGCAGUGCGCGGCACCAGGCCCACUGCCGCCUGCAGGAGCUGACCAUUGACCUGCGCGACCGCCAGUUCAUCGUCAUGCCCACCGUCUACGCCGCCAACAACUGUGAGGGGCCCUGCAAGUUGCCCCUCUCCACCCGCGUCCCUGGCUACCACUCGCACACGGUGCUGCUGCUGGGGAUGCAGGAGCGGGGCUCCCCUCUCCAGCGGGCUCCCUGCUGCGUGCCCAUCCGCUACUCGGACCAGCUCAUCAUCAGCCUGUCCGCGGAGGGGCUGGAGGUCCGCAAGUUUCCCAACAUGGUGGCAGAGGAGUGCGGCUGUCGGUAG